GAACCCGGACUAGCCCUGCUGUCCAGGCAGGGAAACCUCAUCAGUGACCUACAACCCCUCUAUGACCCAACAACUCGCUCUCACCAUGGAGUUUGUCUUUGAUGCAGACAGGCAGCGUGUGAUCCUCUGACCUCUUACCUUGGAUUCCAUGGCCAUACAACCCUAUGAUUCCAUGUCCCCCCGAUUCCAGGACCCUCCCUGGCCCCUUGACCCCUGACCUUCCAAGUGCUCUCCCUGGACCUUGACCCCUGUGACUAUUCUUCCCAUCAUCCCACUGACUCUGGCCCUGGCUCCCCUUGGGGGUCUUGUUGGUCUGGGCUUCCCCAGGAAGAUGUGGGGGAGGCUCUGGCCCCUUCUCCUGAGUGUCCUCACAGCAACUGCAGUCCCCGGACCCUCGCCACGAAGACCAUCCAGAGAACUAGAUGCCACCCCGCGGAUGACUAUCCCCUAUGAAGAGCUCUCUGGGACCCGGCACUUCAAGGGCCCCGCCCAGAACUACUCAACACUGCUGCUGGAAGAGGCCUCAGCAAGGCUGCUGGUGGGAGCCCGGGGCGCCCUGUUCUCUCUCAAUGCCCACGACAUAGGAGACGGGGCUCACAAAGAGAUCCACUGGGAGGCCUCCCCGGAGAUGCAAAGCAAAUGUCAUCAAAAAGGAAAAAACAAUCAGACCGAGUGCUUCAACCAUGUGCGGUUUCUACAGCGUCUCAAUGCCACCCACCUCUACGCGUGUGGGACUCAUGCCUUCCAGCCCCUCUGUGCAGCCAUUGAUGCUGAGGCCUUCACCUUGCCAACCAGCUUCGAGGAGGGGAAGGAGAAGUGUCCUUAUGACCCAGCCCGUGGCUUCACAGGCCUCAUCAUCGAUGGAGGCCUCUACACAGCCACACGGUAUGAAUUCCGGAGCAUUCCUGACAUCCGCCGGAGCCGCCAUCCGCACUCCCUGAGGACUGAGGAGGCACCCAUGCACUGGCUCAAUGAUGCUGAGUUCGUGUUCUCCAUCCUGGUGCGGGAGAGCAAGGCCAGUGCGGUGGGUGACGAUGACAAAGUUUACUACUUCUUCACGGAGCGGGCCGCGGAGGAGGGCUCUGGCGGCUUUGCUCAGAGCCGCAGCAGCCAUCGUGUGGCCCGUGUGGCCCGUGUGUGCAAAGGAGAUCUGGGAGGGAGGAAGAUCCUACAGAAGAAGUGGACCUCCUUCUUAAAGGCGCGUCUCAUCUGCCACAUUCCACAGUAUGAGACACUACGUGGUGUCUGCAGCCUGGACGCUGACACCUCAGCCCGCACACACUUCUAUGCGGCCUUCACGCUGACCACACAGUGGAAGACCCUGGAGGCCUCAGCCAUCUGCCGCUAUGACCUGACGGAGGUGCAAGCCGUCUUUGCAGGCCCCUACAUGGAAUAUCAGGAUGGUGUCCGGCGCUGGGGCCGUUAUGAGGGUGGGGUGCCGGAGCCCCGGCCUGGCUCGUGCAUCACAGAUUCAUUGCGCAGUCAAGGCUACAACUCAUCCCAGGACUUGCCAUCGCUGGUCCUGGACUUUGUGAAGUUGCACCCACUGAUGGCUCGGCCCGUGGUGCCCACACGUGGACGGCCCUUGCUGCUCAAGCGCAGCGUGCGUUACACACACCUCACAGGGACACCUGUCACCACGCCUGCUGGACCCACCUAUGACCUGCUCUUUCUGAGCACAGCUGAUGGCUGGAUCCACAAGGCUGUGGUCCUGGGCUCUGGGAUGCACAUUAUCGAAGAGACACAAGUGUUCAAGGAACCCCAAUCUGUGGAGAAUCUGGUCAUCUCUCCGAUGCAGCAUAGCCUCUAUGUGGGGGCCCCUAGUGGAGUCAUCCAACUACCACUGUCCAGCUGUUCCCGCUAUCGCUCCUGCUACGACUGCAUCCUGGCCCGGGACCCUUACUGUGGCUGGGACCCCAGCACUCAUGCCUGCAUGGAGACCACCAUCAUAGCGAACAGGACAGCAUUGAUACAGGAUAUAGAGAGAGGAAACCGAGGCUGUGAAGGCAACAGGGACACAGGGCCGCCGCCACCACCAGUGAAGACACGCACUGUGCUCCGGGGUGAUGAUGUCCUCCUGCCCUGUGACCAGCCAUCCAACCUGGCCCGGGCCUUGUGGCUGCUCAAUGGAAGCAUGGGCCUGAGUGAUGGGCAGGGUGGCUACCGUGUAGGCGUGGAUGGUUUGCUGGUGACAGACACACAGCCUGAGCACAGUGGCAACUACGAGUGCUACGCUGAGGAGAAUGGCCUCCGCACCCUGCUGACCUCCUACAGCCUCGUGGUACGGCCUGCCACUCCUGCCCCGGCUCCACAAGCCCCUGCCAUGCCUGGGGCACAAUUGGCACCUGAUGUAAGGCUGCUCUAUGUGCUAGCCAUCGCUGCACUUGGUGGCCUCUGCCUCAUCCUGGCUUCCUCCCUCCUCUAUGUGGCCUGUCUUCGGGGCGGCAGACGAGGGCACCGACGGAAAUACUCACUGGGUCGGGCUGGCAGGGCAGGGGGCUCUGCUGUGCAGCUGCAGACAGUCUCAGGCCAGUGUCCAGGAGAGGAAGAUGAGGGUGACGAUGGGGAGGGGGCUGGGGGCCUAGAGAGUGGCUGUCUCCAAAUCAUUCCGGGGGAAGGAGCCCCAGCCCCACCGCCUCCACCACCACCACCCCCACCAGCUGAGCUGACCAAUGGGCUGGUGGCAUUGCCCAGCCGGCUGCGCAGGAUGAAUGGCAACAGCUACAUGCUCCUGAGGCAGAGCAACAAUGGAGUGCCCACAGGGCCCUGCUCCUUCGCUGAGGAGCUCAGCCGCAUUCUGGAGAAGAGGAAGCACACACAGCUCGUAGAGCACCUGGAUGAGAGCUCUGUCUGAGCCCAGCGUCCCAGGACAAAUGCUCUUCCCACCAGCCUGUCCGCCCAGGCUGGGCUGCUGCCUUCCAACACAGCCCUACCUUCACCGCCCCCCGCCCCCCAACUCCAGACCCUUCUAACUUUUGAUGUCCCUAUAGGGCUGGCCAGAGUCAGGCCCAGCCAAAGUCCCCUCAGUCUCCACAGACCCAUCUGUGAGCAGCCCAG
This is a messenger RNA of Eptesicus fuscus (big brown bat), 3057 nucleotides long. It is a transcript of the gene SEMA4G, whose product is annotated as semaphorin 4G. The record is from RefSeq and is a predicted model, not a curated record. The transcript has 14 exons. Gene Ontology annotation, molecular function: semaphorin receptor binding; chemorepellent activity. Gene Ontology annotation, biological process: positive regulation of cell migration; negative regulation of axon extension involved in axon guidance; neural crest cell migration. The coding region runs from base 332 to 2854 and encodes 840 amino acids. NCBI's taxonomy places the organism in Eukaryota, Metazoa, Chordata, Mammalia, Chiroptera, Vespertilionidae.